GUCCGCGUUUGAGCGGCAGGGCGCGCGGACGUGAAGCCACGCCGCCCCACAACUUGCCGCGAUAUCUGAACCGCAUUUCGUACGGACGUUUUAUUUUGCUUGCUGAAUUAAAGUUGCGAGUGUGUAUUAAAAAGUUACCCCGUUUUUUCUAGAAACAGUAUCCAACUUUUGUUCGGUAAAAUUAAACUUAGAUUCCGAUCGCUCGAUCGUAAGUGAAUGCGUUUGUGAUUUGUUCGUUGUACAAAGUUUAUUUUCGUCGCCCGAACCGUGUGUAUGUGCAUUAAUUCCAAACAUAGCCAAAUAUUAUAGUAAUAGCUUAGUUUCCCGCUUUAGACUCUACCCUUCGGUCCAAAAAAGUGACUUAUUAGCAACUGCUGAUAUCAAUCCUUCAUAUCUUGUAAUUGUAAAUAUUUUCUAAGAGUAUUGUGUAUCUGGUUCGAGGACCAAAGUUCUGGAUAUUAUACUUAAAGGAUUAAGUGUAGUGCUUUGUGUAAAUAUAUGUAACGCGAACAUAUCCAUAUGCAGUGAGUCCGUACUCCUGUCGAAGUUAACGACAACGAAGACUAAUUGAUAUUGAUUUUUCACAUACCAACACAAGAAACGCGAGUCAAUUGAUAGACGUGAGCAGCUGUUGAGUAAAUACGAUAAACAUGUCGGCUCCAACAACUGACAGCACAGAAGCCAUCACUAACUCUGGCUACGGCAGCAGUGAUGAGACUGCGAGCUUACUCGUCACUGGACCCUCAGUUACCGUCAUUGUUCCAUCAGAAAACAGAACAGUUAAACCAGUUCUGCAAAGACAAGACUGUACCACUCAUCUACGACCUCAAUUAUCAGGCGGGCCUGGCAGUGAGGAAAGUGCAACAUCUAUCAGAAUGGAAGAAGGCACCGCAAGAAGUGUCCCUGACAUCGAGCUCCAAUGUCGGGAACCGGCAGACCGACCUCAGACACUCGUGUCUCCCGUAGCGACGUGCUCACACAGAGGGUCAGUGACCGCCUGCCAGUUAGUUCCGCAAACAUACUCGAGAUGUCGCGUCUGCGAGCGGCGACAGUCCACCGCGCCAAUUUCAGCGCUACAACUAGCGCGCUCUGUGUCGCGAGAGAGCGUUCGCUCGGCCGUGCACUACCCUUGCGGCUGUAGUUCGCUCCAUGCCGUCAGUACGUGCCCCGUCAUACAACCCCCGGCGCUACUGUUGCCAACAACUAGUACAAGAAUAAUCCGCCAGAGUUCGCAACCUGAAUCUAGCGCAUGCGCGGCGCACUGCCCUCAUCACCCUCACCACCACCCCAGCGCCUCUCUGCGGCAAUUGCGAGAACCAGGAGACGGCAUCGCUGGCAUCGCCGCGGACUCUCUGCGAAUCAACGGGGGUAUGCGCCCUUUCAAACAGGGGCUGCUCCUCUGUCCACAAACCCUGUCGCAGACGCGCCGAGCCCGGCUGAGACGUGCAUUCACUGAAGCCACGGGGGAUACUGUUAACUACGUUAAAACGGCCUGUACAGGACCUCGGGAUCAGAUGACACAGCUGCGGAAGCCGGUGUCGACGCUCUCGAUCCCGGGCGCGAUGAAGGCGUACUCGGGUGGCGGGAGGGACGCGGGAGGCGAGGAAGCAGGCGUCGCUCUAGUCGGCGUGCACAGCGAGUACCCGCGCUUCGGCGAAGAACGAGCGCUUGGCGGCGGCACGUACAAGGGCGGGGGGACAGCUAAGCACAAACCCAAUAUAGGAUAUAGGUUAGGUAGAAGAAAGGCGUUAUUCGAAAAAAGGAAACGAAUAAGUGACUACGCUUUAGUAAUGGGAAUGUUUGGUAUUAUAAUUAUGGUUAUAGAAAAUGAACUUUCAAGUGCUGGUGUAUAUACUAAGGCGUCAAUAUAUUCGCAGGCGUUGAAGACGCUUAUAUCAAUGUCGACUGUGAUUUUACUUGGCCUAAUCGUCGCGUACCACGCUUUAGAAGUCCAGUUAUUUAUGAUAGACAACUGCGCUGACGACUGGCGGAUAGCAAUGACGUGGCAGCGGAUAGCUCAAAUUGGCCUCGAGCUUGCUAUCUGUGCCGUUCAUCCUAUUCCCGGUCAAUAUACCUUUACCUGGACCACAAAACUUGCAAACAAAGGCGGAGUUAUAGGCGUUGAAGUAGGCACGAUGUAUAAGCAAAUUCAGGUUCCUUAUGAUGUCACGCUGUCUCUGCCGAUGUUCUUUCGACUCUAUUUAAUAUGCAGGGUCAUGUUACUUCACAGUAAAUUAUUCACAGAUGCUUCGUCCAGAAGUAUAGGAGCUUUAAACAGAAUUAAUUUUAACACUAGAUUUGUCUUGAAGACACUUAUGACAAUUUGCCCCGGCACCGUGUUACUAGUUUUUAUGGUAUCUCUUUGGAUAAUCGCGAGCUGGACUCUUCGGCAGUGUGAAAGGUUUCACGAUGAAGAACACGCUAACCUACUGAAUGCGAUGUGGCUUAUUGCGAUUACCUUUCUCUCCGUCGGUUUUGGUGACAUAGUGCCAAACACAUAUUGCGGCAGAGGUAUUGCUGUUAGCACCGGCAUUAUGGGGGCGGGAUGUACAGCAUUAUUAGUGACCGUUGCUUCGAGAAAAUUAGAGUUAACUAGAGCGGAGAAACAUGUCCAUAACUUCAUGAUGGAAACCCAGCUAACAAAAAAGCUGAAAAAUGCCGCUGCCAACGUGCUUCGGGAGACGUGGUUAAUAUACAAACACACGAGGCUUGUCAAACGAGUCCAUCCUGGAAGAGUGAGAACGCAUCAAAGAAAAUUUUUAUUAGCUAUUUAUGCGUUACGAAAAGUAAAGAUGGAUCAGAGAAAGCUGAUGGACAACGCCAAUACUAUAACAGAUAUGGCAAAGGACCCCUUUCUCUUACAGACCCAGAAUACAGUCUACGAGAUUGUUUCGGACAUGAGUACGAGACAAGACACCAUUGAAGAGAGGCUGACUAGUUUAGAAGAAAAACUUACUUCAUUACAGGAACAAGUAAAUAAUUUACCAGAUGUAAUGGCUCGGUGUCUACAGCAGUGUUGGGAACGGGCGGAGCAGAGAAGAAAUUUCCUGCAUCCCGACACUGCUGCUGUGCCUACUCCGCCCUCAUCUACUAUUACGCCUUACACCAGGACGCUGGCGACAGCGUCACAUCCCUGGCCACCAAGCCCGGUGCUGCAGCCGGCGGGGCGAACGCAUUCAGCUCCAGAGAGCACAACAACGCAUACGCCUUCACCAGCGCAGCCGCAGCCUUCUAGCCCCGCUCCACAUGCGUCUCGGCCUCCUCUACCCAGCUGAGUACCGCCUUCCAACUCCGAACUCCUGUGCUGAACUCGACGAAACUCGGCGCCCGUCCUCUGACCCCCCCUUCAUGACUACGCCCGAAAGAGGUUGUCGGGGAAGUUGUUUUACAAUGGAAGACAGAGAUUUGAAGAUACUAGUUCAAUGAACGCUUUGCACGAAAACUAUUAAGUUCUUUCCCGAUAUCAAUCAAACAUUACGCAGAAUUUGCUAUUGAUUUACAAUAUUAAUCUCACUAAUAGCACGCGAUUUGAAUAAGAAUCUACUGACUUUUCAUAUUGCCAUUUUAUCUCAUGUUUCCUCCAUAAAACUGCAAAUCAAAACGAACAUUUACUAUGUGAAGAUUUGUAUUUUUAUACCGUCAUGAAACAAAUCCGUUUAUUGAAACUAUUUUCGACAUCUUUAUCUUACGUUGGGUGACGAACGGAAAAAGUGAAACGAUUUUCUCGGCAUACCGAAGGACCACGCCGCGGUGCGAGACAAGGUCAGCCGUAGUUUUCUUCGCUGUUCCCCAAAGUUUCGGAUGUGCCAGACUGUUUUCUAGUGAUAUUGUUUAGAUAGUGAAAAGAAAUGAGGCGGUACGGACUUGCUGUUGUGAUUAUACAAAUGCUUUAUCGAUAGACGCUUUAGCUAAUUACGUUAGACGAUAUUUUGAAUACAUUAUCGGAAUUAGUAUAGAUAGUUAUUACCAACACGUCUGUUCACGUUUUAUCUGAUGUUCGAGGAACCAAUAACACUGUUUUAUAAGCUGAGUGUGUUUUUACUAAGGUUUUUGUGAACGCCACCGAUAUUAUGACAUUGAGAAGUCUUUGGAAACGAAUUUAAGAGUAGUCACUUUCAUAGAUUUCUUAAUGUACAGACACAUAGCAGUAAAAAUUAAUAUAGUGACUAAUGAAAUAGUUAUAUAACACAUAGAUUUGCAUUUAUAUUUUGCAGUCAAUAAAUAAACUGACUGUAUAGGCAUUACUGUAAAGUACACAUCGUAGUCACUAUACAUUGGUUUCGGUUCAUUGUAUAAGUAUUUAACGUAUGGAAAGUAACACGAUUUGGAAUAAUUAUAUCACAAUGCCAGACUUAGCUAUGAAAUAAAAACUAUACGUUACUCCAUCUACUUUAGAAUUGUAAAUGUCACCUUCGAUAGUAUUCGAACAAAAAUUGAAAUAUAUUUUAUACAUAAAUAAUAAUAUAGAACAAUAAUCUGAUCACAUUAUUUGCAAUAUAUUUUAAAUACAUAAAACUCUCUAAAACAAAGUUUUAUUGAGGUAAUCCGUAAGUGAACUAUGUUUUACAGAGAAAUCGGAAAAAAAUUAAGUAAUAAAUUUUGAGAUCAGAUUAUGGCUACGUAUGACGUGGCUUGACGUAAGCUAAGUGUGUUUCCAUUUGUGUUGUUCGAAAACUAUCGAAAUGUGACACUUGCACAUAUUCUGAAACCUGUAUACACACUUUUAGAUAUAUAAUUAGGUAAAUUGAAUUGUUACUACCUGCCUAUUGACAUGUAGAUUGUAAACAAUUUUUUCUAAGAGUUAGAUUAAGUAAAGCUUUGUAUAAGACAUAAGAUUGAUGGCUGUCUAAAUAGUGCCUAAAACACUACGAAAUUUCGAUAAUUCAGUUUUAUUAUCUUAAUAACUUAUGAAUGUAAAUAGGUAUUCUAAAAUUUGAGAGCGUAAUAUUUAGUAAAUAUCUGAAUUUUGUAGCUGUACGUGUUGUAUGAUGGGAUCAAUUUGUUUGUACAUUUUAGUUUUAAAAUUUUUCCUUCUUCAUGUUUGGUUUGUUACACUUACUUGAAAGACUAAUGGAAAAUCGGAUAUCGCAUUAACAUAAGUAUCAAAACCGAUGAGGAUUUUGCUCAAAUAAGUCUGCACUGAUUUUUCAAGUCCCGAUUGUAAAAUAGCAGUUAUAUUGGCACGCAUGUACGAGUAACACUUAAAUAGAAUAGACCAAUUUCUGUAAUUAAUAUAGAAAUAGAUUGAAUCCAAAUAGAUUUAAAAAUAUUUACAUUACUAUGAGUAUAUUCAACGAUUGCAAAUAAAAAAUAAAGGCCCAAUUGAAGGUACAACUUGUCAAAAAACAUCUUGGUAAUGCAGGAAUCCAUACUUAAAAAAAAGGAAAUUAAAGUUUUAUUUUAAUACACAACAGAAAUAAAAUAUCAACCGAAUAAUUGUAAAAAUGGUUUGAGAGAAUUUUACAUAAGAAAUAUUCAUUAAGUUUGAUUCUUAGUUGUGUUUUUAUAUUUUCUUUGCUAUUUCGGCUUUCAGACAAGCAAUAAGGUUGAUAUUUGGAUAACAUGAAAUUUCCAAAACAAAUAAUUAAAUUAAAUACACUGUUUGGUUGCCUAUGCGUCGAGAGAAUUUCAUACCGAACCAUAUUUUUAUUCUUUUUUUUAACUUAAAAUCUGUAAGUAGCUAGGGUAAUAAAUAAUCCUAUAAAAAUAAUUGUUCGUAAUAAUUAUACAAAAAAACACCAACUAGUAUACUUAGAUAUACGACAGAUUAGUGUAGAAAUUAUUAAAAAAAAAUAUUUCCUGCAUUAUUAUAUUUAUUAUUAAAAUAAUAAUCUUACCCAUCUUAUUAAAACUUUUCCUAAAAUUUUUCAUAAACAGUGUUUUAAAAAAAUACUUUCUAUAUUCCCUAGUGUUAACUACCUCGACCUUUUUACACGUCAUACAUAAUUACCUACUGUUUUCUAGUUACUGCCACUUAAUAUAUAUAAUCUUGCUUUUAAUUAUACAUUUAUUUUCUCUUACCUUCCAACUAUAUCAUUAUUAAAUAAUUAAAUAUAAUCGUUCCUAAAAUCAUUUAUUUCUCUUGUCCUAUUAUUUUCUCGUUUUCUUUUCCUAGCAAAGUUCUAAAUUCAAAACGCACAAUAAUUAAUAAAAGUGGCAUUUUAGUGAAACUAGGUAUUUACAUUAUCGGUCUUUACUUAACAGUAGCCUAACGAAUUGUCCCCAUUAUGAAGAAUUUUAAAAAUCUAGUCACUAAGUAUAAUUGCUUUAUAGUCUGUUUUGUCUAGGACAGUUGUUCACAAAAGUGUUUGCACUAAAUAAAUUAUUAUAUUUUAUCAAUUCUCGUCUAUUCCUACCGACUUAUCCUAGUGUAUAAUUUGUACCUUUCCAAAAUAUUUAAAAAUAUAAUUAUACCUAACGAACACUUUUGCGAGUGAGUCCCAAUUUUAGCUAAAUUUCAAAAUAAAAAUAAAAAAACUAUUUAUUUAUAAAUAAGAAUUGACCAAAAUGUUGUUUAAGAAACGUAGAAUUUGUAAAUAAUAAGCGAAAAAUCAGUAAGACAUUAUGUAUAAAUUAAUAAUGUAAAUACCAGUUGUAUUUGCGAAUUUUAAUGUAAAUAAAGUAAAAAAUAAUAAAAAUACGGUUCCAGUAAAAUUAUUUUUAAAUAAUACGUUCAAUUGUAUAAUGAAAUUUUAAGUUGUAUGCCAACGGAAUGUUCUAUGCGGUGCGUAAACAAAAGAUAUGAAACUUUUGUGAUCAUUGUUGAUGAAAUGAAAGUGUAACUUCGAUUAUAUGAGCUGUAGUAUUUUUUAAAUUGAUUUUUAUUUACACCCUAUGCCUGAAGUUGAAAAUAAACUCGAUAAAAUAA
Molecule: messenger RNA, 6868 nt
Organism: Spodoptera frugiperda (fall armyworm)
Lineage: Eukaryota; Metazoa; Arthropoda; Insecta; Lepidoptera; Noctuidae
Gene: SK
Product: small conductance calcium-activated potassium channel protein
Exons: 19
Coding region: 651-3275 (874 amino acids)
Biological process (GO): potassium ion transmembrane transport
Cellular component (GO): neuron projection; plasma membrane; neuronal cell body
Molecular function (GO): calmodulin binding; small conductance calcium-activated potassium channel activity
Source: RefSeq, a predicted model, not a curated record